AUGGAGAACGAGCCGACUCGAGUUAUGGUUGCGGUGAACGAGUCGACGAUCAAAGGCUAUCCACACGCGUCGAUAAGCAGCAAAAAAGCGUUCGAGUGGACACUGAAGAAGAUCGUUCGGUCUAAUACCUCUGGAUUCAAGUUGCUCUUGCUCCACGCACAAGUUCAAGACGAAGACGGUUUUGAUGACAUGGACAGCAUUUAUGCCUCUCCUGAUGAUUUCCGUCAAAUGAGAGAGCGUAACAAGGCAAAGGGACUUCACCUACUUGAGUUUUUCGUUAAAAAAUGUCAUGAGAUUGGGGUUGGGUGCGAGGCCUGGAUCAGGAAAGGUGAUCCAACGGAAGUGAUUUGUCAUGAAGUGAGGCGGGUUAGGCCAGAUUUUCUGGUUGUGGGAAGUCGUGGUCUCGGCCCAUUCCAAAAGGUAUUUGUUGGAACUGUGAGUGAAUUUUGUGUGAAGCAUGCAGAAUGCCCAGUCAUCAUAAUCAAACGCACUGCUGAAGAAUCCCCACAAGAUCCAGCUGAUGACUAA
Messenger RNA from Arabis nemorensis, 528 nucleotides. The record is from the annotation of a GenBank genome assembly. NCBI's taxonomy places the organism in Eukaryota, Viridiplantae, Streptophyta, Magnoliopsida, Brassicales, Brassicaceae.